Messenger RNA from Helianthus annuus (common sunflower), 762 nucleotides. Its product is annotated as F-box/kelch-repeat protein At3g06240. The transcript has a single exon. The record is from RefSeq and is a predicted model, not a curated record. Gene Ontology annotation, molecular function: protein binding. Bases 1 to 762 code for a protein of 253 amino acids. NCBI's taxonomy places the organism in Eukaryota, Viridiplantae, Streptophyta, Magnoliopsida, Asterales, Asteraceae.
AUGGCUGACCUUCCUGUUCAUACAAUCGUGUUUGAGAUAUUAACGAGGGUGCCAGCGAAGGAUGUAGGUCAUUCUAAGAGUGUAUGUAAGCAAUGGUACGUGUUACUGUCAACACAAGAUUUCGUAAGGAUACAUUGUUCUCGCUCAUUAGUUUCAUCUAACCAGAGAGUUCUACUAAUUGACGACCUAACAUGCUCUGUUCAUCCGAUCAUCUUUCAAUCCAAUGACUAUGGGCCAAGCUCCAUAGUUACAUUUCCAUUCCAUCACCAUAAUAAUGAUGUCUCAAUACUUUCACAUUUGAACGGAUUGUUGUGUGUUUGCUUGAAUCAUAUAUACGAGCUGCUUCUUUGGAAUCCAACAACUACUGCUUUCAAGCAUUUGUCAACCCCUGAUUCUCAUGGAUUCUAUAUAAAUAACCUUGAUGCCAUUGGUUUGUACGUUGACGCUGACGAUGAUUACAAGGUCUUGCAUAUAAAGCGUAGGAGUGGUGUACUUGGUGUCUAUGUUUAUUCUAGGGAAGUAGACUCUUGGAGAAAUAUUCCUUUCAUAACAAGACAAGAGUACCUAAGCCCUCAUUUCAAUUGGUCAGCUGGCACAUUUUGUGGUGGUACUCUAUAUUUCACUGUUUGCGAAUGUUGGAAUGGAGGUACGAAUGUGGUGAUUUGUUUUGAUGUUAAUUCGGAGCAAUUCAAGGAGAUAAGCUUUCCACCCGUUCCUUCUACAGGAAUGGUUCAAGGUGUUUUAGUGAAUGUAAAAAAAUGA